Molecule: messenger RNA, 1302 nt
Organism: Indicator indicator
Lineage: Eukaryota; Metazoa; Chordata; Aves; Piciformes; Indicatoridae
Product: vitamin K-dependent protein C-like
Exons: 8
Coding region: 1-1302 (433 amino acids)
Biological process (GO): blood coagulation; proteolysis
Cellular component (GO): extracellular region
Molecular function (GO): calcium ion binding; serine-type endopeptidase activity
Source: RefSeq, a predicted model, not a curated record
AUGUGGAAGCUUGUCACUGUAGGGGUACUGUUGGCAGUCUGCUCUUCACAAGUCGGUAGUACAUCAAUAUUUUACAGUAAUAGAGAUGCAAACCAAGUCCUGAAAAUCCAGAAGCGGGCAAACUCUUUUCUGGAGGAGCUCAAACCAGGCUCCAUGGAACGUGAGUGCAUUGAGGAGCGGUGUGACUUUGAGGAGGCCAGUGAGAUAUUUGAAACCAGGGAAGCAACACUAAAUUUUUGGAGCAAGUACGUAGAUGGAGAUCAGUGUGACCCACAGCCUUGUUCCAAUGGGAUCUGCAAGGACAAUAUUGGAACAUUUUCCUGCAUCUGUAACAAAGGCUGGGAGGGAGUUUUGUGCAAUUAUGAGACCAAAUACAGCAACUGUUCUGUCAAUAAUGGAGGAUGUGACCAUUUCUGUAAGGAUGACCCUGCCAACCAGUGCCGCUCGUGCAGCUGUGCGUCUGGGUAUCAGCUGAUGAAUGACGAUACCACCUGCAAGCCUGUAGUGGAAUUCCCCUGUGGAAUAGUGAAAAUGGAAGACAUGGAAGCCAAAGCAGGAUUCAAUAUUCGGCUCAUUGAGGGAAAAGCAGGAAGAAGGGGAGGCAGCCCUUGGCAGGUUAUGCUGCAAAAUAGCAAAGGGAAAUUUCUCUGUGGGGGCGUUCUCAUCCAUCCAUCUUGGGUCCUAACAGCAGCACACUGCACUGAGGCAGGAGAGAGGCUCAAAGUAAAACUUGGUAAAUUCCACCGUCUCCGCACUGAGGCAGAGGAGCAAACUAUUUGGGUUGAUAAAUGUGUGAGCCAUGAGAAUUACACCAAGGAGACCUCUGAUAAUGACAUCGCCAUGCUGCACCUGGCUGAGCCCGCGAUGUAUAACAAAUACACACUCCCCAUCUGCCUCCCCACUCGUGACCUGGCAGAGCAGGAGCUGGCAAGAAACGGGAAGCAGAUGGUGGUAACUGGCUGGGGCAGCACGACUGACGAUAACCACAGUUACUCUACAUUCCUCAGUUACAUUGAAAUCCCCAUUGUUCCCCGCAAUGAGUGUGCCCAGGUGAUGAGAUUUACCAUCUCUGACAACAUGCUGUGUGCUGGCAGCUUAGGGGACAGACAGGAUUCCUGCACUGGGGACAGUGGAGGCCCUAUGGUCACUAAAUAUCAGGACACUUGGUUUUUGGUAGGACUGGUGAGCUGGGGCGAAGGUUGCGGAAGAAAGGAUAAAUUUGGAGUCUACACCAAAGUUAGUCAGUAUCUUGAGUGGAUCCAGCACCACAUAAAUGAGAUGUCAGCUUCUUUGAAAGGUUGA